AUGCAAAACUUUAAUGGCAGCAUUACAGUUACAGAAUUUAUUUUCCUUGGACUCACAGAUCUUCCAGAACUACAAUAUAUACUAUUUGUGGUUUUCCUUGCAAUCUACAUUCUUACCCUAUUAGGAAACUUUGGAAUGAUUGUGUUGAUCAUACUUGAACCCCGCCUUCACACUCCCAUGUACUUUUUUCUUAUUAAUUUGGCUUUUGUAGACUUGUGCUAUUCCUCCAAUGCAACGCCCCAAAUGCUGGCAAAUUUGUUAUCUGAAAGAAAGACCAUUUCCUUUGUUGGUUGCUUUCUGCAGUGUUACUUUCUCAUUGCUUUUCUGCUCGCUGAGUAUUACAUGUUGGCUGCCAUGGCCUAUGACCGCUAUGUUGCCAUCUGCAGCCCCCUACACUACACGGUGAAAAUGUCCAGAAGAGUCUGCAUCUGCCUGGCCACAUUUCCCUAUAUCUAUGGUUUCUCUGAAGGUCUUCUCCAAUCCAUCCUGACAUUUCGCUUGUCCUUCUGUAGAUCCAAUGUCAUCAAUCACUUCUACUGUGCUGAUCCCCCUCUCAUCAAGUUGUCUUGUUCUGACACCUAUCUCAAAGAACAUGCCAUGCUCAUCUCAGCUGGGUUCAAUCUUUCCAAUUCGCUUGCUAUCAUUCUCAUCUCCUACGCCUUCAUUCUGGUAGCCAUCCUCCGCAUUCGCUCUGUUGAGGGAAGGAGGAAGGCAUUCUCUACCUGUGGCUCUCACAUGAUGGCUGUUACUUUAUUUUAUGGGACUCUCUUCUGCACGUUUGUGAGACCUCCCACUGACAAAAGUGUUGAGGAAUCCAAAAUUAUAGCUGUAUUCUAUACUUUUGUGAGUCCUGUGCUGAACCCACUCAUUUAUAGUCUGAGAAAUAGAGAUGUGAAAGCAGCUUUGAGGAAUGUGCUCAGGAGAAAUCUACUGAAGAAGAUGGCUUCAAACAUAUCAUAA
Antechinus flavipes (yellow-footed antechinus) is the source of this 960-nucleotide messenger RNA. RefSeq names its product olfactory receptor 5M11-like. Gene Ontology annotation, biological process: G protein-coupled receptor signaling pathway; sensory perception of smell. The record is from RefSeq and is a predicted model, not a curated record. Gene Ontology annotation, molecular function: odorant binding; G protein-coupled receptor activity; olfactory receptor activity. The transcript has a single exon. Bases 1 to 960 code for a protein of 319 amino acids. Gene Ontology annotation, cellular component: membrane. NCBI's taxonomy places the organism in Eukaryota, Metazoa, Chordata, Mammalia, Dasyuromorphia, Dasyuridae.